Messenger RNA from Cornus florida, 2199 nucleotides. Its product is annotated as probable protein S-acyltransferase 1. Gene Ontology annotation, cellular component: Golgi apparatus; endoplasmic reticulum. NCBI's taxonomy places the organism in Eukaryota, Viridiplantae, Streptophyta, Magnoliopsida, Cornales, Cornaceae. The record is from RefSeq and is a predicted model, not a curated record. Gene Ontology annotation, biological process: peptidyl-L-cysteine S-palmitoylation; protein targeting to membrane. Gene Ontology annotation, molecular function: protein-cysteine S-palmitoyltransferase activity. Bases 407 to 1669 code for a protein of 420 amino acids. The transcript has 6 exons.
CUCUCAGGCAACCGUUGCUAGUCCAAGGGGAAGGGGGAGUUGUUUUUCUAUAGAGAGAGAAAGUGAUGGGAAAACGGCUUUUUUUGGAUGGUUGGAUGUUAGAGAGAGAAAGCGAGACAGAGGAAGAGAGAGAAAGUGUUUGAGAGAGAGAGAGCAAAAAAAAAAAAAAGAAAAAAAAGAAAGAAAGAAAAGGAAAAUAGAGAGAGAAAGUGAAAAAGAGAGGUAAAGGGGACAAAAUAUCUUUUGGGUUGAAUUGUGAGAUAAUGAAGAACAGGGGCAGCUGGUUUUGAUCCAAAAAGAGAAGGGAGAGCUUCCUCUCCCUCGUUAGAGCGCCCCUACCUGCCCCCUUUCAAUUACAUCAUUUAUGGGUAUUGUUUUGCACCUGAAAUAAUACAUAAAAAUACACAUGAUGAGCGACAUCAAUAAUCAAAAUUGUGGUGCUUCUCCCUCCAAAGAGAUGCCCAACCCAAAUUCCAAGAGGCUCUAUCAAGUUUGGAAGGGCCGCAAUAAAUUUUUGUUUGGCGGGAGAUUGAUCUUUGGUCCUGAUGCUACAUCAUUAAUAUUAACUACACUCCUAAUAGGGGGCCCAGCCUUUACAUUUUGCAUAAAACUGCUUUUGAGAAUCGGAGAAACUGAUCCUUUAAGUGGGUACGGUAUACCGAUUAUCGGAUUUAUCCUCACAUUUUUGGAUUUGACUUUUCUCUUCAUGACAUCUGGAAGAAAUCCUGGAAUAGUACCAAGAAACUCGAAGCCACCUGAAACAGAUGAAGCAUUUGAGUUCACCACAUCAAUGGAAUGGGUCAAUGGUACAACCCUUAAUUUGAAAUUACCCCGGACAAAAGAUGUGUUUGUCAAUGGCCACACGAUUAGAGUGAAAUACUGUGAUACUUGUUUGCUUUAUCGUCCGCCACGUUCUUCUCAUUGCUCAAUUUGCAACAACUGUGUACAGAGGUUUGAUCACCACUGUCCAUGGGUGAAUCAGUGUAUUGGAAUGCGUAAUUAUCGGUGGUUCAUCUUGUUCAUAUCAUCAUCAACCGUAUUGUGCUUAUAUGUCUUCAUGUUUUCAUUGAUGAAUAUCCUUGAACAGCCAGGCAACAUAUGGCAUAUCAUGUCAAAGGAUAUUUUAUCAGUUGUUCUGAUAGUAUAUUGCUUUAUAGUUGUCUGGUUUGUUGGUGGACUCACUGUUUUUCAUGUUUAUCUGAUCUCCACCAACCAGACAACUUAUGAAAACUUCCGAUAUCGCUAUGAUAAGAAGGAAAACCCAUUUAACAAGGGGAUAAUAAGGAACCUUAAAGAAAUUUUUUUCUCUAAGAUCCCACCUUCAGGUAUCAAUUUCCGAGAAUGGGUGUACGAGGAUGAUGAUGCAAUUGCAGGAUCCAUUUCUCACAACUUUGGAAGAGGUGUUAGCUCGAAAGGGAAAGCUGAUAUAGAAAUGGGAGGCAUGCUUAGCAAGGAUGGUGGCAUUCCGCUUCCAAAUAUUUUAAAGAAUUUGGAUUAUGGUGGGAUUGAUGAUACCUUAAAGAAGGGAGGAGGUGAAGAUUUUACAUUUGAUUCAUCUCUCAUUCCCCCAGAACAAGAACUGGGAGAUGAAUUGUGGAGCUCCGCUAAUGAAGAUAACGGUAUUGCAGAUGAGAGGACGGAGAAUGAUAGAACUCCCACUGAACAUUAGUGAUUCAUCAGGGUUUAGUAUAUUUUACAGCUAUGGCAAUUUUUGAAGCCUUGACAAGUGCAGAUGUUAAUAUGGAGAUGACCAAGGCAGAAAUGAAGCUUCAUUGUUGUAGUGAGAAGGAAGAACAAAAGAAAAGGAAAGAGAGAAAAGAAAAGAGAAGGAAGAGCAUAUAAAAGUUUUUCUUGGUGCUUUUUGAUGCACAAUAAUGGACCUGCAACAAAAUGAAGUUUCCAUCUUGUAAAAUACUCAAAGCUUGUGCUGUUUAAUUGUUUAUCAUUGUCUCCUUUUUCUUUUUCUUCUUUUCUCUUUCCAAAUUUUAAAUUUAGCUUCUUGUGAUUGUGGGUGUGGAGCUGGAGGAUUUGGAUUUGUAGAUUGUGUAAAGUUCUUACCUGUUGAAUAGACUUGGAAGCCCUUUUUUUCUUUUUCUUUUUUAAAUUGCAUAUAUGAUGUAUGCAAUUCUGAAAACAGAAUUAGUGAUUGUUUAUUUGCCACUCUAUAUUUAGGAACCCAUUGCAUAAUUCCUUAUGAAA